UCCAAUUGAGUUGAAGAAAUGGAUGAAACAAAUAACCCCAGUUUGGAAGAGGAUUUUGAAGGGCAGGCUACGCACACAGGCCCCAAAGGAGUAAUCAACGACUGGAGAAAGUUCAAGUUGGAAAGUGAGGACAGUGACUCCGUUCCUAGCAAGAAGGAGAUUCUUAGACAGUUGUCUUCACCGCACAGAAGAGAUAAUAAAGACUCGAGAGAAAGAAUCCGCAGAAAGAUGAGCGUUCAGGAAUACGAGCUGAUCCACCAAGAGAAAGAGGAUGAGCGGUGCCUACGAAAGUAUCGCCGGCAAUGCAUGCACAACAUGCACCAGAAGCUGAGCUUCGGACCGAAGUACGGAUUCUUAUGCGAGCUAGAGACGGGGGAGCAAUUCUUGGAGGCCAUUGAGAAGGAGCAGAAAAGCACCACGGUCAUCGUGCACAUUUACGAGAAUGACGUCGAGGGCUGUGAAGCACUCAACAGCGGCCUGGCUUGCCUGGCCACGGAAUAUCCCACCCUGAGGUUCUGUAAGAUCAGGGCUUCGAACACAGGGGCGGGGGAUCGCUUCUCCGCAGGCGUCCUCCCCACGCUGCUGGUCUACAAAGCCGGAGAGCUCUUGGGCAAUUUUAUUAAUGUCACGGAACGGCUGGGAGAAGAGUUUUUCGCCGGGGACGUAGAAUCUCUCCUCUGUGAAUACGGACUUCUCCCCGAAAGAAAAAUUCAAACAGUACAGAAUGCCAACAUAGAAGAGGAAGAUACUGAGUAA
Messenger RNA from Ornithorhynchus anatinus (platypus), 756 nucleotides. It is a transcript of the gene PDC, whose product is annotated as phosducin. The record is from RefSeq and is a predicted model, not a curated record. Bases 19 to 756 code for a protein of 245 amino acids. The transcript is spliced from 3 exons. Lineage: Eukaryota; Metazoa; Chordata; Mammalia; Monotremata; Ornithorhynchidae. Gene Ontology annotation, biological process: regulation of G protein-coupled receptor signaling pathway.